GGCUGCCCCUGUGUGGGGAGGUGGCAGAUAAAACCCCCCCCCCUCUGCUACAGCCCUUUCUGUCACCCCACCCUGGGACUCAGCACUGCCGGCUGCUCUGGUCCAUGGCCACCUUCCCUCCCCAUCCCAGCCCUCUGUGCCCCCAAACCCCACAUUGCCAGCCAAUCCAGGCUGUGCAUGCAGUGACUUGGGGGGAGAGACUUGCGAGUGGCAGACCCCAAUCAGUGUGACUGUGAGCCCCGGGGGUUUGGGGUUGGCAGGCCAGGAGAGCCUUGGCAGCCGGGGUAGGCCGGGGGGUUGGUACAGGGCAGGAGGGUGCUGGGAGGCAGCAUGGGGCCAAGUGGGGAACUGGCAGGACAGGGAGGGGUCAAAGCACAGUCUGGCCUGAAGUGCUUUAUACUGCACUUUUCAAAAUGCAUCCAUUCCAAGUGAAGCUUGUGAGCUCUCCAGCAGGGGGAGGGGGCAGCAGUCCGGGGAACGGGACUAAGGCAGGACAGAGGAGGGUGUUGGCGGGGGAUGGUACACAGCAGAGGUUGGAGGAAGCCUGGGUUCAUAGACAAGGCUGUUCUGAGACUUGGGGUCAGCUCCCGGCUCUGCCGCAGACUACAGUGUUUCUAUGUCCCCGUUCUGAAGCUGUACCAUGGGAUUGAUGAACCUUUGUCUCCCAGUCCUCCUCUAGGUCAGACUCUUUGGGUCAGGGACUCUUUGAGGCCACAUUGUGCAGGGCCCAGCACAAAUCUUAGGACCUCCGGGCACCUGCCUGAUGGAGGUGGCAAGGCCCCAGUGAUCCAGCUCCGAGAAGGGCAGGUGCAGAACGCGACGGCCUCGCAGCAGUUCUGCUACGCCAACCCAGGGACCCCGAAAUGGCACGACAUAUGGACCCGCAUGCAGAUCCGCGUGGUCAGCAACAAGAUGAUCCGCGUCAUCCAGGUGGAGAACGAGGAGAAGCUGAAGGAGCUGGAGGAAUUCAACGUGUGGAACUUCCUCGCCUCCUUCCUGAAAGAGAAGCUGAACGACACCUACAUCGCUGUGGACCUUUACACUGAGAAAACCUGCCUGAAAGUCGAGCUCCUGGAGCAACCCACCACCUACAGCGUCGUCCUCUUCCGGUGGUUUGACCCCAAGCUCUUCGUGGUUUCCUUCCUGGGCCUGCUCCUGUUCUUCUGCGGGGAUUUGCUUAGCAGGAGCCAGCUCUUCUACUACUCAGCUGGGAUAAGCGUCGGCAUGCUGGCCUCACUGCUCAUCCUCAUCUACGUGAUGGCCAAGGUGAUGCCCAAGAAAAGCCCCAUCUACUUCAUCCUGGUGGGCGGCUGGUCCUUCUCCCUCUACCUCAUCCAGCUGGUUUUCCGAAACUUACAAGAGAUCUGCAAGUCGUAUUGGCAAUAUCUCCUGGGUGAGUCCCGGUGCUUUUCCCGGCUCGAGGGGGAGGUGGAGACGCGCAGAGCUCUGGAGGAGCUGCGUGGCUACUGCUCCAGCCCCGACUUCUCUGCCUGGACGGUGGUUUCCCGGAUCCAGUCUCCGAAGAGGUUUGCUGACUUUGUGGGCGGCGCCUCCCAUCUCACCCCGAACGAGGUCUCGGUCCACGAGCAGGAGUAUGGCCUGGGGGGCUCCUUCGUGGAGGACCAGCUCUUCGAGGACGACGAAGACGACUCCUUCGAGGGGGAGGGGCGCGCCCACUCCUCCAUGUCCUUUAACCACCUGGGCUUGGCGUGAGGCAGCCGGUCAGGAGCCCUGCGGACCGACUUGGCGGCGGAGCCGCAGAAGCGCCCUGCCGGCCGUGGAACGGUCGCCGCUCUCUGAGCGCCCCCGUGAGCACGUGCGCGUGAAAAGCCCAUCUUGUCGGUGCGAGUGCACCAGAGUCAGCUGCUCCCUGCACGGCUAGUUGGGCAGGGGCUUUGCACGGUGCGGGAGAAGCCGCUGGGGGUGUGUGUCGGGGGCGCACUCUCCUACUGGCGCUGGGCGGCCUGCCCGGUCCGGGGCAGAGAGCCCUCGGGGCUGCUUGUGUGAGCCGCCCCGGCCUGACUCCAGUUGGAUGGGCAGGAGGGCUCUGGCCAUGACUGUAAUUUGUCUGUAGGACGCAGCGUCCGCCCAGGGCUCGGACCUCCCCUAGAGCGGAGGGAAUUUCCCCGUCUACGCUUGUGUGCGGCCGCAGAGCCAGUCCCAGUGGCUGGGGG
Pelodiscus sinensis (Chinese soft-shelled turtle) is the source of this 2174-nucleotide messenger RNA. The record is from RefSeq and is a predicted model, not a curated record. NCBI's taxonomy places the organism in Eukaryota, Metazoa, Chordata, Testudines, Trionychidae.